UGUACAAUCUUUUAAUCACGUAUGAAAUAAGUUGUAUAUCUUGGGGCUAUUGGCAUCACGGGGCCGAUACCUCCCCAAACGUCCAGCCUUUUAAAUUACGUUGUGGUGAACUACUGAAAGGGGCUGUUGGCUUGAAGGAGAUUGGAUUACUCGCUAGAUACCAAGCCAUUCCAUUGGGAGACUUAAGCACCUUUUACUAGAGGCUGUUGGCUUGAAUGAGGGCAGAAAAUCCACUAGAUUCAGAGGAUGGCAGGUGGAUCCACCCUUCACAAAGGGAAAUCCAUCGCAUUUAGGUUCAGAAAAAAAUCAUUUAUUGAUAGAUGAGGGGGACUGAGGAGGAAAAAGGCACUCGAUUGUCUGGCGGUGGUGGGUAUACAUAAUCAUGCAUGGAUCAAACCGGGAAAAUUCAGUUAUGGUUCCACAGUGCUAAGGUCACGACCCUCUCUCAAGCUUGGACAUGUAUUGCAUUCACGCGGUGCACAUGCAGUACAAGAGUGGUUAUUGUACAAUAAAAAAACUGGGCACAAUAGGUACUGCACACAACAACGCACCCUUUCAACCCCACUUGACCUUGACAGACGCCAAGUGCGCUAUUCUGUCUGUUCCAGAAUUUACUGACUCUUCGUUGAAUGCAUUCAGUUCCGAAGAAACAUACAUUUUUUCAACCAAAUCGUUGAUUUUGGGGCAUUUAGGGAAAGAUCCAAUCCCGGUAAGAAUGAUUUGGAAACACUAACCCAGCAAGCAUGGCUAAUUGAAGGCGUUUAUCGUUACGAAUUUCAUUAUCAAAUCCGACUCUGUCGGUUAGUCUCUUAAACCAUGUCAAGUUUCAUUUUUUCUCUCCUGGCAACAAAUGGCAGCAGACAUUUUGAAUUUCUUCUCCUUGUUUACAGGUAAGAAAUCAACUGCAAUUUUGAGGCGGUAACGGAGGGUCCAACCUGUUGAAGGCAGUGCCCGUUUUCAAGCUAUUAUCCAUCCACCAUGGCUUCGCUGCGCAGCUUGACGGAUGAUACAGAUCUCUAUUACCAGGCCUUUGCUAUCUACCGUCAGAUCGGCGACGGGGAAAACAUUAUGGCCGGUUGGGUUGAUUCUAAACUGAGUGAGACAGUCAGCGGUUGGAGCGUCAGCCUGAGCGGCCAGGAACCGUUGAAAGUUCUCAGCAUCGGACCAGGAGAAGGUUAUACUGAAAGCAGGAUUAUUAGAGUUCUCCGCAGCUGCAGACAGCCCCAUCAUAUCGUCCAUGCGACCAUCGUAGAGCCCGCUGCUGAGAUGGUGAACAAGUACAAAGAGCGCAUUGCUGAUCAGGCAUCGGAGCUGCCGGACGUGGCUUACGACUGGAGGGUGCAGACCUUGGAAGACUUCCAAGCCACACCCACCAACUACGAUGCGAGGUUCCAUUUCAUCAGUAGUGUGCAUUCUAUCUACUACGUGCCGGACCUCGAGACAUCUCUCAAGGAUCUCUACGACCGGUUGGAACCAGGAGGGAUAAUGCUGAUUGUAGUAGUGUCAGAUGACUCUGGUAUGGGCCAGCUGGGGAAGAAUGAUCCACGGAUGCAUAAAACAAAGGACCAGCACCCAACAUCCUUCGACAUCCAGGUAGCGUGUGCCAGUCAGGGCAUCCCUGUGGCCCAGGAGCUUCGAAUCAAUGAGCGUUUCAACAUCAACCUCUGUCUGUGUGAGCCCAAAGAUCUCUCAACGGACGGCCGGUUGCUGCUCGACUUCUUAACCCAUGUGGCCAACUUCGUGCGGGAUGCCCCUCCUGAUCUUCAGCGUGAAGUCCAGGAGUGUCUGGCGAAUGCCAAGUACUCGGAGAAGGGAGAUGAGGGUGAGGUUAUCUUCAGAGCAGACUCAAAGGCCUUCAUUAUCAAAAAAUGAAGAUGAUAGACAAACAAUCUGCUCUAGAAAGCUGUUGUCACAGAAAGGCUUCGAAGUUUAGUAGCUUUUGUAUAACCACAUAUAAUCAUAAUUUCUUGCAUAUGUUGUCAGUCCAAGAUUCCAACUCUUUUUUCUUUGUGCAUAAUCUGUCUUUAAAAAGUAUCUUCAAGUCUAAUAGACAAGUGGUAAUCUGAAUUACGUAUGCCAACAUCAGACUGGAUGCUGAAUUUAUGACAAAUGUAACCUUUUAGCCAAUUGAUAAUUCUGCAAUUUCGAUGAAAUCGUGACAUUGAUUAUGCCUGCCUUUGAAUGUUAUCCUGUUGUAUACUGAACCAUUCUUAAGUUCUUGAUGAGUGCAAUUCUUAGCUAAAAUUAAGCAACACUUUAAACCAUUAAAGUAUCUCAAUGAGAAUUGGCAAAUUGCAGGAUAUUAUACAACAUAUUCUUUGUUAACAGACUCUACUAUUCUUAGCUCUAAUCCUCUUCAGUUUUAGAUAAGUGGGCAUAUACU
Acanthaster planci (crown-of-thorns starfish) is the source of this 2383-nucleotide messenger RNA. Its product is annotated as histamine N-methyltransferase A-like. NCBI's taxonomy places the organism in Eukaryota, Metazoa, Echinodermata, Asteroidea, Valvatida, Acanthasteridae. The record is from RefSeq and is a predicted model, not a curated record.